This is a messenger RNA of Sordaria macrospora k-hell, 1461 nucleotides long. RefSeq lists its product as uncharacterized. NCBI's taxonomy places the organism in Eukaryota, Fungi, Ascomycota, Sordariomycetes, Sordariales, Sordariaceae. Gene Ontology annotation, cellular component: cytosol; VCP-NPL4-UFD1 AAA ATPase complex; nucleus. Gene Ontology annotation, molecular function: ATP hydrolysis activity; polyubiquitin modification-dependent protein binding; ATP binding. Gene Ontology annotation, biological process: mitotic spindle disassembly; autophagosome maturation; retrograde protein transport, ER to cytosol. The record is from RefSeq and is a predicted model, not a curated record.
AUGGAACCCAACAUGGACCACUCUCAUCCUCCCGGCCACGGCCAUCCAUCCCCUCCUCACCACUCGGAAAAGACCACCGCCAAGUUCUUCAACCACGCCUCGGCCCGGCGCAUCGACACCCAAUGCGUCAUCGCCACCACUCUCAAGCGACAAUACCGCAACCUCGAACUCACCAUCGCACCCCUCUACUCCAGUAACCUCCUCGGUUUCGCCGCCGCCGGCCACGCAACCGUCACCCCGCUGACCGAAGACUUCGGCUCCGACAACAAGUACCCCAACACCCUGUCCACCACAAACUACGUUCCUCCCGCCCGCCGUAUCGACAACUCCCCGGGGUUCCUGGUCAAAGACAUCAUCUUCGCCAAGUACAUGCUCAAGUGGCAAAACAAGGAAUUCAUCCUCUACAUCGCCGACGGACGUGAUGGCGCCGCUGCCUACCCCCAGCUGAAGAACAACUACAUCUUGUCACCAUCUUUACAUCUCUCCGAGUCACUGUUGCUGGCAGCCGGCAAAUGGUCCGACUCGCUGCUGGACGAGAUCUGGGUAUUUGACGGCGGGUGGUGGCAGAAGAGCCGAGAGCUGUGGGAGAGCAUCCAGUCAGCAAGCUGGGGGAACGUAAUUCUGGACGAGGGCAUGAAGAAGACGAUUAUCGAGGACCACCUGAACUUCUUUAACAGCAGGGAGACGUAUGGACGACUGAAGGUGCCGUGGAAGAGGGGUGUGAUCUACUGGGGACCGCCGGGGAACGGCAAGACGAUUAGUAUCAAGGCCAUGAUGAAGACGUUGUUGGAUAGGGAGGAUAGCGUGCCGAGUUUGUAUGUUAGGAGCUUGGUAUCGUACGCCGGCCCCGAAUACGCCCUUUCCUCCAUCUUCUCCAAAGCCCGCCAAAUGGCCCCCUGCUACCUCAUCUUCGAAGACCUCGACUCCCUGGUCUCCGACAACGUGCGCUCCUACUUCCUCAACGAGGUCGAUGGUCUCAAAUCCAACGACGGCAUCUUCAUGAUCGGUUCCACCAACCACUUGGAACGUCUCGACCCGGGCAUCAGCAAGCGUCCUUCGCGGUUCGACCGCAAGUACCUGUUUCCCAACCCGGACCUCAAGCAGAGAGUCAUGUACUGCGAGUUCUGGCAGAAUAAGCUCAAGAGCAGCGAGGCGAUCGAGUUCCCGGAUGUAUUGACUAAGAAGAUUGCCAUGAUCACGAAUGAUUUCAGCUUUGCCUACAUCCAGGAAGCGUUUGUGGCGAGUUUGUUGGCUAUUGCGAGGGAUUCCAAGGAGAAGGAGGAUGUCCUGGCCAGGAGUGGGAUCGAGGAUGAUUGGGAGAGGCUGACGCUGGAGGAUUCGGAUGGCAGUGACGAUGGAAGUGAUGACGGGGAUGAUGAGGAUUUGGACAAGUACGUCCUUUGGGUGGAGAUUAAGAAGCAGGUGGCUAUUCUGAGGGAGGGGAUUGAGCAUGAGGACUAA